AUGUCCGAGAUAAAUGAAACUUCCGGAGAACAAUAUCAACAACAACAAUUAGAUCAAUUAAAACUUGAAACAUCAGAAAUGUCAUUUGAUACGAUAAAUGAAAAAUUAUGGACAGAUCAAGGACUUCAUCAAAAUAUUGUACAAAAACUUCGUUCAUGUAUUGAAAAUGAUAAAUUAACUUCAAAUGAUAUAGACAAUCGUCUUUGCGAACAAUUGCGUUCAUUUCCAAAUGAUACAACAAGUAUUGAUUCACUAUUUAGUGAAUUUAAUAAUUCCGAUUUAACUGGUGUUGUUAAUAAAAGUGCUUUUCUAUGUAAUUUAAUUAAACAAUGGAUAAUACAAAAUCCACAAGUACAAAAAACAUCGUCUAAUGAUUCAGAAAGUGUUGGUGAUAAUUCAGAAAAUAAUUCUGGUAAACAUAAACCAGGUCCUGAUGAAGCGAAACUUAAAGAAAUUCUUGAUCGAACAGGAUAUAAAAUCGAAGUAACUGCUGGUCAAAGAAAAUAUGGUGGUCCACCACCAGAUGGUCCUGAUGGACCAGCUCCAAAUAGCGAAGUUUUUAUUGGUAAACUUCCGCGUGAAAUAUUUGAAGAUGAACUCAUUCCAUUAUGUGAAGAAGCUGGAAAAAUUUGGGAUUUACGUAUAAUGAUUGAUCCAACAUCUGGUUUUAAUAAAGGUUAUUGUUUUGUUACAUAUUGUUCUCAACCAGAUUCAGUUAAAGCCUGUGAACGCCUUAAUGGUUAUGCUAUUCGUCCCGGAAAACUUCUUAAAGCAAAUGGUAGUGUUGCUAAUGUUCGUAUAUUUAUCGGUAAUAUACCAAAGACAAAAUCUAAAGAAGAAAUUCAAGAUGAAUUAACAAAAGUAGUUGAGGGUGUAACAAAUGUUAUUGUUUAUACACCGGCUGAUGAAGCUGAUAAGAAAAAAAAUCGUGGAUUUUGUUUUGUGGAUUUUGAUACACAUAAAAAUGCAUCUGCAGCAAGAAGAAAAUUAGCAAAUGGCCGUGUUCGAGUUUUUAAUCGUGAUAUUGCAGUUGAUUGGGCUGAUCCAGAUGAAGAACCUAAUGAUGAUGUAAUGUCACAAGUUAAAGUUUUAUAUGUUCGAAAUAUAACAUCAGAUGUAUCGGAAGAUGAUGUUAAAGAUUUAUUUUUACCCUAUGGAAACAUUGAACGUGUUCGAAAAGUUCGAGAUUAUGCAUUUGUUCAUUUCGAUAAACGAGAAGAUGCAUUGAAUGCUAUGCGUGCACUCAACGGAAAAAAUCUUGGUCGUAAUGCAAUGGAAAUUAGUUUAGCUAAACCAUUAAAUGAUAAACGUAAACAAGCCCAAUCAAAACGUGAACAUGGAAAACCAUUUGAUGCACCCUUUCAUUCUCGACCUGGUCCAGAUAAUAAUUUACGAGGAAGAAACUAUAAUGGACCAUCAAUGGGUGGUUUUGGAAAUAAUUCGUCACGUGGUAAUAACCCAAUGAUGAACGAUCCAUUUAAUGGUCCUGAUUUCGGAGCAUUUGGUGGAGAUCGUUCAAUGAAUAAUAGUCCCUCACGAGGAGGUUCAUCUAAUCGUGGUAAUCGUGGCGGUCGAGGUGGAUUUUCAGGUAAUCGAGGUGGUAAUUUUAAUUCUAGUAAUCGAGGAGGAAAUGGUAAUUUUAAUCAAAAUAAUCGUGGUGGUUUUAAUAAUAAUUAUCAUGGAGGUUAUGGCGGACAACCACCACAAAAUAAUAAUAUGGGCAGCUUUAAUAAUAAACCAAAUAAUUCAGUUGAUUUUGGCGCAUUUAAUGGUCCAUCACAAAAUAAUAACAAUUCUCAAUUUAACCGAAUGGGUAUUAAUAAUUAUGUUGGUAAUUCAAUGCAACAAUAUGGAAGUAUGAAACGAUCUCCUAAUCAAAUGAGUGAUAAUAAUAUGUCGAAACGACCACGUUCUAAUAAUACUGGAGGAUCAUGGGGAUCGAUGAGUGGUGAUAAUUCAAACUAUGGUUCUCAACAACAGCAACAACAGCAAAAUAAUAGUGGCAAUUGGUAUCAAGAUCAAGGUUACAAUAAUUCCCAGCAACAAUCUAAUUAUAGUUGGAAUUAA
Adineta steineri is the source of this 2067-nucleotide messenger RNA. The record is from the annotation of a GenBank genome assembly. NCBI's taxonomy places the organism in Eukaryota, Metazoa, Rotifera, Eurotatoria, Adinetida, Adinetidae.